GACAAGAGACACACGGGCACCGGCAGUUGUGUUUUAGCCUUCAAAACGGGACAGUAGAACCAACGGAAAUAUCAGAGGGGAGCAAUACAGCAUACAGCAAUGGAAUCAAAGAUGAAACCCAUUGAGAUAGCGGCUCUGGGCCGUCCUCUGUACCCUGGCAUGCUGUAUAACUGCUGCAAUGACUCUUUCAUCCCAGGAAUCACCCUGUGGGACCGGGAGGCGUUGAGCAAGGACCUAGACGUGCGCAUUAAACCCAACACCAGCUUCAGCAUCACUGCCUCCGACUCCUUGAGGGAUAAGUCCAAGCUGAUGGACAUGAGCGUCUCGCUGAAGGCCAGCUUCCUGGGGGGGCUGUUGAGCGUGGGGGGCUCCGGCCACUUCCUCAACAACCGUGCGAUGUCGCAUUGCCAGAGCCGGGUCAUCAUGCAGUACCGGCGCACCGUGCGCUAUGAGGGCCUGACCAUGACCCAGCUGGGCCUGGUGCCGUACCCACAGGUCUUUAACCAGAAGUCCGCCACCCACGUGGUCACGGCCGUGCUCUACGGUGCCCACGCCUUCUUCGUCUUCGACGGCAAGGUGUCGGUCAACAAGCGCGAUGUAGAGGGCGAGAUGAAGGUGAUGCUGCAGAGCAUACCCCAGCUGUCGAUGGAGGGCGGGGCAGAGCUGAAGCUGAGCAGCAGCCAGAAGGAGGUAGUGGAGAGCUUCAGCUGCACUUUCCAUGGGGACUUUGAGCUCAAGCGCAACCCCACCAACUUCCGGGAGGCGGUGGAGGUGUACCGCACCCUGCCAGAGCUGCUGGGCAAGAAUGGGGAGAAAGCGGUGCCUGUGCGGGUGUGGCUGCUGCCCCUGCAGUGCCUGGACUCCCACGCAGCCCGUCUGGUGAGGGAGGUCAGCGAGAGCUUGGUGUACAGGGCAGAGUCCGUGCUGGAGACUUUGGUCCACGCCACCCAGAGGUGCAGCGACCUCCAGUCUCAUGCUCAAAAUGUUCCUCACUGCUUGGAGGUGAGUGACAAGCUGAGGGACUUCUGUGACAUCCUGCAGCACUACAGGGCCUGGCUGCAGAAAUCCCUGGCCCGGCUUUUGCCACUGGUCAGGCAGGGCCUCCAAGAAGAGGAAGUUCUGGAUGCUGUUCUGCAGUCACACGGUCAAUCGCCCUUCGCUGCUGGCAAACUGAAGAAGUGGCUGAACGAUAAGGAGUCUGAGCUUGCUGUACUCGGCCUCUAUAGCAGACGACUGAAGGAAUUUCCCUCCCUUUCGCCUGUGACCCAGCUGGGGGAGGUCCUGUUCAAUCCAGAUGUAGAUGCCGUCAUCUGCUUCACCUUCACCUCCUUGCACUACACGGAGCCGUACCUGUCCACCCUGAGCUCACAUCUGGACUGUGUGCAGCAUGACAGGUCCAUGCUUGGCCAGGAUCAUGCUGACAGCAUCGGAGAAGAUGACAUCAAGCCCUGGUUUCGGAGUGCUCAGCUCUCUGUGACCAUGAGGAACAACCUGAACACCUUCGUGGCAUUUGCGGAGGCCAAUAAGGACAAGAAGGAGAUCAGGUUUGUCGUGUCCGCCAUGUCCGAUCCAUCCCAUCCCGGGGCCUCCAUUCACCUGUAUCAGAGGGGGCUGUGUGUGGAUCCCCAGUUUCAGCCUGUCUCCAAGCCGUGCCCCCCAGUGUCCACAGACAUUCAGUGUACCCAUGUCACCCUGAGGCUGCAGUCUGCCCAUAGUGAACAAGCAAGGCACUACAGAGUGGAGCACAGGAGGAAGCAGAGAGGAGAUGGUACAGGACCAGGGGAAGGGAAAGAUGGUGGGUGGACAGUCACAGACACACCUGGUAUGGUGGAGAGCUGCACUCUGAAAGAACUACAGCCAGGAGUCUCUUACUUGAUCAGGUACAGAGCAGUCAGUGAUGUUGGUGUGAGCAAGCCCAGUGAUGUCACUGAAAUCUGCACCCAAACUAGUUCAGUACUGCAGACCAGGGCUGAAGCUUUAAAGUACACUCAGCAACUCAGCUGGGACCCCAACACGGCACAUGCAAGGCUGUCUGUGUCAUCACAGGCGAAACGUGUGUCUUUCAAAAAGCAACCACCACCUGCCCACCCAGACAGGUUCAGCUAUUGGCCACAAGUGCUGUGCAGAGAGGGUCUGUCUGGGUCUCGCUGUUACUGGGAGAUUGAAGGGAAUGAGGCAGACUUUUACAUUGGAGUGGCCUAUAAAAGCAUUGACAGGAAGUCAUUGGGAACUGAGUCCAGACUUGGACUCAAUGACAAGUCCUGGUGUCUGCAUCGCUCAGAGGAAGGUGUCUAUGCCUGGCACAAUAAAAAGGGGACCUACAUUUCACAUCAGUGCAGCAGCACGAUUGGGGUGUAUAUGGACUGGCCAGCCAGCACUCUGACCUUCUAUGAGGUUAACACCUCCUCUGACACUCUGAAGCACCUGCACACAUUCCAAGCCACAUUUACUGAGGCAGUGUACUCAGCUUUUUCUCUCAGCAAGAAAUGCAAAAUAAAGCUGCUUUUGUCAAAGCAGACGUCCUGUAAAAGAAGGUAG
Messenger RNA from Megalops cyprinoides (Indo-Pacific tarpon), 2538 nucleotides. Its product is annotated as stonustoxin subunit beta-like. Gene Ontology annotation, molecular function: protein binding. The record is from RefSeq and is a predicted model, not a curated record. Lineage: Eukaryota; Metazoa; Chordata; Actinopteri; Elopiformes; Megalopidae. The transcript is spliced from 5 exons. The coding region runs from base 100 to 2538 and encodes 812 amino acids.